UAGCUUGCAGUUCUUGUCGGUUUCGAUCCACGAUAAGUCCUAAUCCAGAAAGUAGUGGGCAUCGAGGUGCAGAGUGGCAGCAAUGGCCUCGCCCAGCCGAGCCGGCCGCCGCGUGGUGUUGUUCCCGUUCCCGUACCAGGGCCACUUCAACCCUGUGCUCCGGCUCGCGGGCGCUGUGCACGCCCGCGGCCUCGCAGUCACCGUGUUCCACACAGAUCUUCGCGCGCCAGACCCGGCUGACUACCCCUCAGACUAUCGCUUCGUGUCUGUGCCCGUCCAUGUGCCCAUGGAUCUCGUGGCAUCGGAGGACAUCGCCAGACUCGUGAUGGAGCUGAACGUCAGCUGUGCGGCGCCGUUCAAGGAGCGGCUGGCGGCGCUGCUCGCCGAGGAGGAGCCAGGAAGCGUCUGGUGCGUGAUCACCGACGUCAUUUGGUACUCGGCGCAGGCGGUAGCGAGGGAGCUCGGCGUGCCGGCUCUGGGAUUCAUGACCAGCAGCGCGGCGAGCUUCCGGAACUUCAUCGCCUACCCUACACUGAUUGAGAAGGGCUACUUGCCUGUCCAAGAGGAGCACAGGGAUGACCCAGUCGACGUGCUGCCACCGUUCCGUGUGAAAGAACUGCAACGCAUCGAAACGAGCAGCCUUGCUGACUUCGCCAGCCUGCUCGGGCACACCGUUGAUGGAGCACGGCAGUCCAGCGGCCUCAUAAUCAACACCUUCGAAGCCCUCGAGGCGGUUGACCUCGACAAGAUCCGCGAGGACAUGUCCAUCCCCGUGUUCGCCGUCGGUCCUCUCAACAAGUUCGCGCCACCGGUCAAAAGUAGCUUGUACCAGUUGCAGCAAGACUGCCGGUGCCUCGACUGGCUGGACACGCAGGCGCCUCGCUCCGUGAUCUACGUCAGCUUUGGGAGCCUCGCUGCCAUGGACCCGCACGAGUUUGUGGAGCUGGCUUGGGGCCUCGCUGACAGUAAGCGCCCGUUCAUCUGGGUGGUCAGGCCGAGCCUCAUCCGCGGAUUCGAGUCCGGUGAUCUGCCGGAUGGGUUUCGUGAAGAGGUAGGUGAUCGAGGUAGGAUCGUCGAUUGGGCUCCACAGGAUGAGGUGCUUUCUCAUCCUGCGGUCUGCGCUUUCUUGACGCACAAUGGUUGGAAUUCGACGAUUGAAGCUAUAUCAGAAGGUGUGCCGAUGAUUUCACGACCAUUCUUGGGGGACCAAUAUGGAAACGCUAUGUUCGCGUGCAACGUUUGGAGGGUGGGAGUGGAGGUUGAAGUGGAAGAUCAGCUUGACAGAGGGAAGAUCCAAGAUGCUAUUGAGAAACUGAUGGGCAACAAACGAGGGAAAGAGGUUAGGGAGAGGAUGGCAAAUCUAAAACAGAUGGUGGAGAAAGGCAUUAAGGAGGGUGGAUUGUCUCACGCAGCUUUUCUUAAGUUGGUUGAUCUCAUAUUGUCAGUUUGAAACAUUUGGAAGCUACAAAAAGCAUAUUUGUUGUUGGUAUGAGCCAAUGAUGUGUACUUCCUUUUAUUCAAUUUCCACCUUUUGAUCUUGGCACCAAAUUCACCAAUUUGACUGAUUUUGUAUGAGCUGUAA
Molecule: messenger RNA, 1582 nt
Organism: Panicum hallii
Lineage: Eukaryota; Viridiplantae; Streptophyta; Magnoliopsida; Poales; Poaceae
Product: DIMBOA UDP-glucosyltransferase BX9-like
Exons: 2
Coding region: 83-1450 (455 amino acids)
Molecular function (GO): UDP-glycosyltransferase activity
Source: RefSeq, a predicted model, not a curated record